Messenger RNA from Diaporthe amygdali, 651 nucleotides. RefSeq lists its product as uncharacterized. The transcript has 2 exons. Bases 1 to 651 code for a protein of 216 amino acids. NCBI's taxonomy places the organism in Eukaryota, Fungi, Ascomycota, Sordariomycetes, Diaporthales, Diaporthaceae. The record is from RefSeq and is a predicted model, not a curated record.
AUGGCCUCACAACACGUCGUCGGCGAUUCGCCGUUCCUCAAGCGCGUACUGAUCCCUUUCUGGGUCAUCCGCAUCAUAAUCAUGCUGAUCUACGCCGCCGUCUAUAUCACAGCGCUCGCUGCGGUCGGCGCAUUCAGCGAUGAGAUCGACGACGCCCUUGAUGAGGAGGGCAUUAGCAGGUCGAGCGUCAAGGCCAUCGUCGCCGUCAUGGUCGUGGUUCUGGUCAUCGUCUUGUUGUGCCUAAUUCUCGAUAUUCUAUGCAUUAUCAAGCGCUCGCGGAGGACUCUCACACCGCGCUUCUUCCUCAUCACCAACGUGAUCCAGUCUGUUGUCUGGGUUGUCCUGAUGGGCCUGACCCUGGCUGGAUCGGCUGGCUCAGCGGCGAACAUCAUCAUCCCAAUAAUCAUCCUCGCCUCUUUCCUCGGCCUUCUCAUCUACGCCAGCAUCAUCUUCCACAAGUCGCGCAAGGGCACAUUGAAGACCAACUACGCGCCCGCCGCCACCAGCUUGGAGCCCUACAGCCAGAACACGGCAUACCCCAGCUACAGCCAGCAACAGGCCCCUCCCUACUCGUCUGAGCAGCCAAAGGCCUCGUACGACCCUGGUGAGGCACAUGGCAGCUACAACAUGAACAACUACCGUCAGGCAUGA